Paramecium pentaurelia is the source of this 481-nucleotide messenger RNA. NCBI's taxonomy places the organism in Eukaryota, Ciliophora, Oligohymenophorea, Peniculida, Parameciidae. The record is from the annotation of a GenBank genome assembly.
AUGGAUGUGAAAAAUUACAAUGGUUGGCGAUUCUGUCCAAGAUGCAAGAAUCUACUCAAACCAUAUCAUGAUGGAGAUGUUACUGAAAUUUUACAAUUUAAAUGUAGAAAUCAAGAUUGUGGAGACAAUGGAAUCAUUGAAGUCAAAAUUGAUAAAACAUUAAAUAAAAAUGCACUCUUGCUUAAAAAAGAUUAUCAAGCAGCAAAAGCAAUAGAUAUCACUGAUAAUACACUUAUUCUUGAUCCAUCAAUGCCAAGAAAAAGAGUUAUUUGCAACAAGUAUACAUUCUUAUAUUUAUUAAGAUGCAAUUAUGACGAAGCAAUCUAUUUUCUUAAAACAGAUAAGAAUGAGAAAGAAAUUAUUAUUCAAUACAUUUGUGCCAAUAAAACUCCUAUAUGUGGAAAUAAGUGGACGUAAAUCUAUUUGAUAAUUAUAUAUUAGUUAAAAAGAAAUGAAUGAACCUAAAUUAACUUUAUAAUGA